Molecule: messenger RNA, 453 nt
Organism: Caenorhabditis briggsae
Lineage: Eukaryota; Metazoa; Nematoda; Chromadorea; Rhabditida; Rhabditidae
Gene: Cbr-nlp-4
Product: Protein CBR-NLP-4
Exons: 3
Coding region: 1-453 (150 amino acids)
Cellular component (GO): cell surface
Source: RefSeq, a predicted model, not a curated record
AUGUUUGAGAUGAAGCACAUCCUCAUACUUACAUGCAUUAUUCUUGCCUGUCAGGGAGCCCAUGUAACAGACUUCUCUGUUCACAUUAAAGGAACAUUUUUGUGUAAUGAGGAGCCUUUCAAAAACUGGCCAUUAGAAGUUAUGAUUGAUGGCAAGCGAUUCAAAUACGAAGAUGACAUCGAUAGAUUCACUAAAGACAAUGGAAAUUUUAGCAUUAAAGCCUGGAUCAGAACUGAUUCGUAUAUGAUCACACCCUACAUUGUAAUUCAGCACAACUGCUGGGAGACUAAAGAAGUUCCACACCGCUGCCACCGUAAAAUCAUCCAGCCCGUCCAAUCCCGAUAUGUGACAGUCGGCUCGAAAAUUCCAGAGGAAAAUAAGACAUUCAACAUCGGAACUAUUGACCUUCGUUUCAAGCAUCCAGCUGAACUUCCCGUUAACUGUGGAAACUAG